AUGGAUACCGAUAAUGAGUUAAAUUUAUUGACAAAUAUCGACAACAAUUAUGAAACAUCAUCUACCAAUAAUACAAGAAACGAUACUUUUUUUCAACUUUAUGUUGCAAAAAAUACUCGUGAUACAUUUGAAUUUAUUGUAUUAAAUGAUCCUACAUUUAAAAACAAGAAUAUAAACAAAAAUCAAAAUGAAUUAACUGAUUCUGAUCAAGAACAACUUAAUAGUCUUGUACAAAAUGAAUGUAUUAUCGUGGAUCAAAAUGAACCGAAGAAAACUGCUUUUAUUGUACUCAAUGGUGAUGAUACAAUCUGUGGUCCACUAUUUGCUCUCAAUCGAAAUGAGCAAAUACAAACUGUUUUUGAUCUUGAUGAUAUGAGUAUUUAUCAUUAUGUUGACAAAUAUAUUGACGAAAUCAACCGAAUAGAUUCAAGUUUAUUUCCUCGAUUAGAAGAUAAAACCGUUUCGAAUGUCGUUCAAGAUUGGUCUACCGAUAUGUCGAUAGCUGAUAUUUCUUCAUCAACAAAUGACUUAAACUCAGAAAUUUUUGUUUCACCUAAUAAUAAAAUUGAAACUCAUACUUGGGAUAAUCAAAUUAAACAAAAAAUUCCUCAAACAAACAAACAUUAUACAGGCAAUGUAAUUUCAUCAUUAAUCCAAGAUUCUGGAAUCAAUCCUAAUAAUUCCAACCAUACAUUUGAAAAAGUAACUACAACUUAUCAGGAACAAACACAGAUUUUAUCGCAUGUCAUACGAGAGCCAGAACACCAUAUGCUACAAUACAAUGAAACUUUUAUUUCUUCUAAUACAGACAAUAAUUACCAAAGCAAUACAGGUGAUCCUUUAGGAAAAAAAAGAAAUAUUUAUACAGUAAUUUCCUGUAUCUGUUUAGUCCAACUAAAUGAAUCGAAUCGUGUUACACAAGCGGAUCAAAUUUCUGUUGAUACUUCAUCAUCUGUAUUAACUCAUUUAUCAACGACAACGGGAGUUCCUCAAAUUGUUCUUCCACAAACAUCAACACAAUAUUCAUGUAAAAAACCAGAAAUUGUCACCGAACCAAAACAAGAUUGGCAUCCUCGAUAUCCAAAAGAUUUAAUACCAAAGCCAAAGAACAAAGUCAACAAAAACCCCAAAGUAAACCCAAAAUAUCAACGAAAAACAAAUAAACAUAUAAACAAAAAAGAACAAAGAAAAUUUAUUGGACUUCUACAAGGUGUUGGUGGUCAACGUUCUCACAUUCAAAUGAAAGUUCCUUCGAGAUACAUACAACCGAUUUAUCUUGCUAUUGCAGUUCGAACUAUUAAUAAUCAUUAUCAUUCUUCAAAAGUUAUCGUGCAAGAAAAGACAAAAGUAAACAAAGAUUUAUGUAACCAUGAAAACUACCUUAACUAUUUGGAAUUCGAUGAAUGUGAUCAAAAACAUUACUUCGAUUUAAAUACAAGGAAUGUUUAUAUGAAAAUUACCUUGAAAGAACAUCGACAACAAUUGAAAAAAGUACCAAUAUACAUGUUUAAUUUAUACCAAAACCAACGAUUAACUAAGGAUAUGAUUGAACGUGAACAACUUGACAAAUGUAAAUUGGCAUUUUGGUUAUGUAUUAAAGAAAAUGAAACGUAUAAACCUAUUUCUCCUGAAUCAUUAUCGUGUAUAAUUACAGAAAAAAAAAAGAAAUCCAACUCUUCUCGUUCUAUUACAUCGGGAAAAAAAUGA
Rotaria sordida is the source of this 1707-nucleotide messenger RNA. The record is from the annotation of a GenBank genome assembly. NCBI's taxonomy places the organism in Eukaryota, Metazoa, Rotifera, Eurotatoria, Philodinida, Philodinidae.